CCAAGUUUCUCCGUGCACUGUCGCACUCGCAUCUUCUAAUCAGCCAAGCAACCAACACAAUCCCAAAGCGUUCUUGUUGGGACGAUGCAGCAAGCUGUGGCCUCCAACCUGCACGCCAUCACCACGUCCCCUGUCGUUCCAAGAGGCAGGUUCACAAGUACCAGCCCUUCCUGGCGGGUGCCAAAGAGAGGCUCGGUGAGGGUGCGGUCCAUGAGGAACGGUUCCACGGAUAGCCUGGACCACCUGCAGAGGGCGUCCAAGCCCAGGCAGCAGCAGCAUGGGAACGGCGCUCCAAGGAGACGUGUCAUCCAAACCUCUCCGUUUGGGCUGUGGGACAGCUUCCCGGAAGCGAGGACGCUGGACCAGAUGGUGCGCACCAUGGAGCGCAUCAUGGACGGCGAGGGAGACGACGACCGCGUCUUCGUCGUGCCGGCGAACUCGGUGCCGCGCGGGAACAACGGCGUCGCAGCCGUCCCCGCUGCGGCCACGGCCCCGGCGUACCGGCGCGGGCGGACGCCGUGGGAGGUGAGGGAGCGCGCGGGGGAGUACCUGGUGCGGUUCGACAUGCCGGGGAUGACGCGGGAGGACGUGCGGGUCAGCGUGCAGGACCGGACGCUGGUGGUGGCCGCCGAGAAGGCCGCGGCGGCGGAUAAGGGAGCAGGUGCCGAGGAGGAAGACGACGACGAGGCGGGGGAGCCGUGGCCGGCGGCGAGCUUUGGGCGGUACAGGACGCGGGUCGAGCUGCCGGAGAACGUGGACGCCGAGAGGAUCGCGGCCGAGGUGAAGGACGGCGUGCUCUACCUCACCAUCCCCAAGCUGUCAGCGGGGGGCAAGGUCGUCAACAUCCAGGUGCAGUGAAGGACAAAACUACCCAAGGUCAGGCGGGGCCAGAAUCCAGCAACUUCUAGAUGGAACGACAUGCAUCUGUACCGCGCUUCUUCUAUUGAUAAUACUAGAACUUCAAUUUGCCGCGGCCUUUUCUGAGUUUCGGCCCUGUAAUUUAUCGAGAGUAGUGGGCCGGUGUAUUUCAUGUAUUUGGACCUAAGGCCUGUGAUCGAGUUGUAGGCACACACUUAACAUGUAUUUUGUGGACAUCUCGAGAUUCAAUUUUGAGUCUGGGUCACCGGACAAAUUUUAUUACCGAAGCAAUGAACUUGCAAA
Molecule: messenger RNA, 1161 nt
Organism: Setaria italica (foxtail millet)
Lineage: Eukaryota; Viridiplantae; Streptophyta; Magnoliopsida; Poales; Poaceae
Product: small heat shock protein, chloroplastic
Exons: 2
Coding region: 85-858 (257 amino acids)
Biological process (GO): response to heat
Source: RefSeq, a predicted model, not a curated record